AUGACAUCAAGGUUGACAUUCCUGAAUUCGAGGGAAGGCUCCAGCCAGAUCAGUUUGGAGAUUGGCUGCAAACUGUUGAACGAACGGAAGCGAGAACGUGAGGGAAAGCACAAGAUUGAGACCUGGGAGAAAAUGAAAUGCCAGCUCACUAAGAAAUUUUUACCAGAUCAUUACCACCAGGAUAAUUUUAUCCAGUUGCAAAAUCUUCGACAGAGAUCUUUAUCUGAGAAGGAGGAGCAAAUAAUAGCCCGGUACCUUGCAGGCUUAAACACAGAUAUCAGUCGUUCAGUCCAGCUUCAACAAUAUUGGACCUUAGAUGAUGUCAUCCGUCUAGCCAUGCGUGUUGAGAAGCAGAUGCCCAAGAGAUCCACUUUCCAGCCUUCGUCCUCUAGGGGUUAUUCAGAAGGCCGUAAGGUAGAAUUUCAGCAGACCAACUCCUCAAGCAAGCCACAACCUACUGCUAUGCGCAAACCACCAUCCAAUGCUGCCAAGGAAACUGGUUCUAAAGAAAUCAAAUGCUUUAAAUGCCAAGGAUUUGGCCACAUUACUACAGACUGUCCUACUCGAAGGGUUGUCACCAUUAGGGAAGGAUCAGGGUAUGAAGCGAUUGAAGAAGAUGAGGAAGACGCUGAGUUCUACGGCACUGAUCCCGUAUAUGACGAGAAGGUCACACCUGCUGAUCAAGGAGAAGCAUUGGAGGAAUUCAAGGUGUCAAAAUCUGAAGCCCAAAUGAUGAGCUUUAUUCUGGUGCUUGAGGUGAACGACGAGAUGGCCAAUCCACCUGGAGUCAUUCCGUUAUUGUCAGAAUUUCCAGAUGUAAUAUCCGAUGAGAUACCACCAGGGUUGCCUCCAAUGCGAGACAUACAGCAUGCCAUUGACUUCAUUCCAGGAGUAGUCAUUCCUAAUAAGCUUGCUUAUAGGAUGAGUCCCCAGGAACAUGCCGAAGAUGGAAGUUGGAAAAUGUGCAUUGACUGUCGAGCCGUCAACAAGAUCACUAUUAAGUAUCGGUUUUUGAUACCUCGGCUUGAUGAUAUGCUGGACCAGUUGCAUGAUUGCACCAAAGGAGAGAAGUUUCAGCGGACAGAGCAAGCUCAGAAAAGCUUUGAGGAGCUUAAGAAGAAGUUGACCGAAGCUCCAGUCCUAGUUCUUCCUAACUUUGACCAAGUGUUUGAAGUUAGCUGUGAUGCUUCUAACACCGGUAUUAGUGCUGUCUUAAGCCAGGAGGGCCAUCCCAUUACCUUUUUUAGUGAGAAGCUCAAUGAUGCCAAGCUCAGAUAUUCUACUUAUGACAAAGAAUUCUAUGCCAUUAAGAUCAGCCGCAGACAUGCUCGUUGGAGUGAACUCUUACAAUCUUAUCCAUUCCUUAUCAAACAUAAGGCUAGAACUCUGAACUCCGUAGCUGAUGCCCUUAGUUAUCGCCAUGUGCUACUUACAACACUACAAACUAAGGGUUCCUUGAGAGAAGCCAUAAUUUGGGAAGCACAUGACGGUGGAUUAGCAGGACAUUUUGGACGGGAUAAAACAGUUGACCUGGUGAAGGAGAACUUUUACUGGCCUCGACUUGAACUGGAUGUCAACAGGCAUAUACAAAGAUGCAGGAUUUAUCACUUGGCUAAAUCCAAGGGUCAGAAUACCGGACUAUACAUGCCUCUGCCAAUUCCAGAAGCACCUUGGGAAGAUAUAACUAUGGAUUUUGUUCUGGGUUUACCACGGACUCAGAGGCAAAAAGAUUCUAUCAUGGUAGUUGUGGAUCGUUUCUCAAAAAUGGCCCAUUUCGUUCCAUGCCAGAAGACUAAUGAUGCUGUUCAAAUACUAUGGAAGAAGAUGGGAACUAAGCUCCAGUUUAGCAGCGCUAGUCAUCCCCAGACAGACGGCCAAACUGAAGCAAUAAACAGGAUUCUUGUGCAAAAGAUCAACAACAAUGCUUACAAGGUGGAAUUACUUGGUUCUUAUGAUGUAUCUGCCACCUUCAAUGUCGCUAAUCUAUCUCCGUAUGUUGAUGAAGAUGAUGAAUUUAACUCGAGGGCGAGUUCUGCCCAACCUGAGGAGGAUGAAACGGAGAGAGCAGAAACGGGAGACGCAUAA
Messenger RNA from Prosopis cineraria, 2085 nucleotides. RefSeq lists its product as uncharacterized. Bases 1 to 2085 code for a protein of 694 amino acids. NCBI's taxonomy places the organism in Eukaryota, Viridiplantae, Streptophyta, Magnoliopsida, Fabales, Fabaceae. Gene Ontology annotation, molecular function: nucleic acid binding; zinc ion binding. The record is from RefSeq and is a predicted model, not a curated record. The transcript is spliced from 10 exons.